AUGCAACUUAUAGGGCGUGUUCGAUCAUUUCUUGCUGAUUGUCCAUUUCGAGAAUUCUUGGAAACUCAGUACUUCCAUCGGUAUUUGCAGUGGAAAUGGUUGGAGAAAAGGCCUGUGGAUAAACACACAUUUCGCCUAUACCGAGUACUCGGAAAAGGAGGCUUUGGAGAAGUUUGCGCAUGUCAAGUGAGGGCUUCUGGAAAAAUGUAUGCUUUGAAGAAAUUAGAAAAAAAAAGGGUGAAAAAACGUCAUGCAGAAAUCCUCAGUUUAAACGAAAAGCAGAUCCUUCAAAAGAUCAAUUCUCCUUUUGUGGUCAGUCUUGCAUAUGCAUACGAGACAAAAGACGCUCUUUGCUUAGUUUUGACACUGAUGAAUGGAGGUGAUCUGAAAUUUCACUUGUACAAUCUAAUGCCUGGUGGAUUCGAAGAAAAGCGCGUACAAUUUUACGCUGCAGAAAUCACGCUUGGUUUGCAGCAUUUGCACAAAGAGCGCAUAAUUUAUAGGGAUUUAAAGCCAGAAAAUAUUCUACUUGAUGAUUACGGUCAUGUCAGAAUAUCAGACUUGGGACUAGCUGUAGAACUCAGAGACAACGAAUGUAUAAAAGGUCGUGUUGGUACAGUUGGCUAUAUGGCUCCAGAAAUUAUCAAAAAUGAACGAUACUCGUAUGGUGUUGAUUGGUGGGGAUUAGGUUGCUUAAUAUACGAAAUGAUUGAAGGAAAGGCUCCUUUUCGACAGCGAAAGGAAAAAGUUAAACGUGAGGAAGUUGAACGACGGAUUCGUGACGAUCAAGAAAAGUAUUCAAACAAAUUUAGUGAAUCCGCGAGGACUGUCUGCAGAGGUCUCUUACACAAAGAACCAGGUUUUCGACUUGGAUGUCGCAGUGUUGGUAAACCUGAAGCUGGUGCGGAGGAACUUAAAAGACAUGCAUUUUUCUCACAAGGCGAUUCUAGCGUAGGUAGAGAGCCAGUGCCUUGGAAGAAAAUGGAAGCAGGAAAAUUGACGCCACCAUUUUGUCCUGAUCCCAGAGCGGUUUAUGCCAAAGAUGUUCUUGAUAUUGAGCAAUUCAGCACUGUGAAGGGUGUACGUUUGGAUGCUACUGAUAGCCGGUUUUACGGUAAAUUUAGUACUGGAUGUGUUUCUAUACCGUGGCAAAACGAGAUGAUUGAAACAGAAUGCUUCCAAGAACUUAAUGUCAUGGAAGUGAACGGGGAGUUAACAUCGGAUUUGCGGAAUGAUUCGUUUAGGAAUGAAAACACCAGAAAUGAGACGAAUGAUACAUUUGGAUUUUUGAAACGUCUAUUCAGACGUAAGAAUUGA
Thelazia callipaeda (thelaziosis nematode) is the source of this 1317-nucleotide messenger RNA. The record is from the annotation of a GenBank genome assembly. Lineage: Eukaryota; Metazoa; Nematoda; Chromadorea; Rhabditida; Thelaziidae.